Cladocopium goreaui is the source of this 2448-nucleotide messenger RNA. Lineage: Eukaryota; Dinophyceae; Suessiales; Symbiodiniaceae. The record is from the annotation of a GenBank genome assembly.
AUGGCCAUGUAUCCAAGGAGCGGAGGGGAGCGGGGCUACGACAGCGUUGUGGAGAAUCCGGAAGCUCUGAGUGCAGAAGAUCUUCAACGAGAAUGCCAACAACGAGAACGAGAUGGCCUGAAGUAUGACAACGUCCUCAAGAAUGACUUCAAGUCUGUGGAUGUCGAGACCUUCAAGAAUGCCAACAUCUUUGAGAAUGACCAGGACAUUCCAGUCAACAACUAUGACUCAGAUGCCAAAACUGAGUACGAGCCAGAAUCUCCGGUUCGUGCUGAGGGUCCAGAGAUUGCGGAGGAUGAGUUGCAACGCUGGUGCGGCACGGUGUGGGUUCUGCAAAGCGAACCCACUGUGGAGGUGCAGGCCCCGCACGCGGUGCGCAAAGCGCUGCAAAUCCAGCCUGACGGCUCGCUUUGGGCGCGAAGGGAAGCUUCGGGCUAUUGGAUGCCCUUGCUCCCGCACUCUGCGGCGGCGGCCAACUAUCGUCACUUCUCCUCAUCAGUCUUUCCCUUCGGCUUGUGUUGCACCAGUGCGGACUUUGCAGUGUCGAGUUGCUGUAGCCUGGCGUUUGACUCGGAAGAUGAGAAGAAUGUGGCCGUGAGGAUCUUCACGAAUCUCUUUUUGCAGCGCCUUCGAAAGUCUACCCCACCGCCGGCGCAAUCGAUCCCCUCGAGCACGCGCCAGGGGAACAGGACUAGAACCUCGAUGACUUCCAUCUCGGAUCGCGUGCGAGGCUUUAAUAGGGCGCGCACCGUGACCAGUGCUGCUAUGGCCGCGGCCUCGCGCUUAGGGAAUCGGAGCCCGGCCAGCUUCAGGACUGGCUCACCAUUCUCGCGCUUGUCGCCCACCAGCCCAGCACAGGCGUCCAUGGCCAGUGUGGGCAGUGAUGAGGUAGCCGAAGCUGCAGCUGCAGCGGCAGCCGCAGCGGCGGCUGAGCCGAAGAAGAGCAUGGCGGUCCACGUUCAACUGAAGGGCUUGGAGUCCGGGAAGGCGCUGGAUGAUGCGGAGCUGAACCGCCAGAGCCAGGCGGUCUGCGAACGCCUGCUGCGCAGUAAGAUCUUCGCAGCCAGCAGCAGCAUUGGGAUUUUCUUGGCCAUGCCCCGGGGGGAGCUCAGAACCACCCCGAUCCUCAGGGAAGCCUUCCUGCAGGGCAAGCGGGUCUACUGUCCCCGCGUGCUGAAAGCGACGGAAGACGAAGCUUUGAUGGAGUUCUACGAGGUGAAAAAUAUGGAGGAAGUGUCCACCUUGCCCCUUUCGAAAUGGAAAAUCCCGGAGCCCCCAGAGAGCUUCCCCCGUAUUGAGCCCUGGGACUUGGAUCUGCUGCUGGUCCCCGCUGUGGCGCUGGAUCUGGCCAGGCGACGCUGCGGACAAGGGAUGGGCUUCUAUGAUCGUUACAUCCAACGAGCACGUCAGGGCGCGGAAAGAGGCCGCUUGCGGACGAUCGGCGUCGCUUUGACCGAGCAGCUCUGCGAGGAGGUGCCUUCCGAAGCACACGACGAGCUUCUGGACGCGGUGACGCCGCUGAUGAAGCAACGGAAGCAACGGACGCGCGGACCGGAGCGGGAGCUGCGCGUUCUCCGUAGGUCAACCACUGGCGUCACCGGCCCCGAAAAGAUGGUGCUGGAGCAGCUACGGGUCAUUUGCAUCACCGGUCCCGAAAAUUUUGUCCUGACCAGGGCGGCAUGGCAUGGCACGCUGAGUGCUUCUCCGAGGACGGUAUUGAUUCCACCAGCGCCACCAGCUGAGGUGGUUAAGACUGCACAAGAUGCCAUCUUGGAGGAUGAUAACCGCGAGCUUGGCAUUUUGGUCGUGGCGUCUGGAGAGGGAGACACGGGGAAUUCGGUGCAGGUGAACGUGGAGCAUUUCGCCGCGGUCUGCGUGCCAUUGAACAGCUGCUGGUGGCCCGACGUCUCAAUUGAGGAGCCCUUCCCUGAGCCCUCUGGACGCUUGCCGUGGCCUGAGCUACGUCUCCUGCCCGAAGCGGCGCCAAGUGGAGAGGGACAGGGCAUCAUGAGUUCCUUUGGGCCCUUGGAGGUCUGGAUGCAGAGCGAGGUUCCCUCUCCACUUACUUCUCCUGCACGGCCUGUUGAUCUCCGCUCGCCCGGAAGUAAAUCGAGUUCGGUAGGUCCAAUGGUUCGUCCUGCACGACCAGUUCCAUCAGCUCUGCACGAUUUGGAAGCGAGGUCAAGUGGUGGAACAACUGCAAGCCUGCUGAAAGCACCGCAGUCACCCUUGGAGCGCUUGGUGUCAGAGGACAACAAGAAGACAGCGCUCCAAUGCCUGGCUCGUGGUGAAGCUGUUGAGGGACAGUUGGUGGAAACGCGUGCCCUGCAGAUGAUGCUCCUGUGGGAACCCGACAAACUCAUUGGCAUCAGGUUGGAAUCCGUUUUCGUGAACGAACUCAUGAAUCAUGGCCUUUUUCAGUUGGCAAUGCUGAGUCCCGGCUCUUGA